Molecule: messenger RNA, 4276 nt
Organism: Conger conger (European conger)
Lineage: Eukaryota; Metazoa; Chordata; Actinopteri; Anguilliformes; Congridae
Product: centrosomal protein of 128 kDa-like
Exons: 25
Coding region: 240-3422 (1060 amino acids)
Source: RefSeq, a predicted model, not a curated record
GCCAGUUUAAGUUGCCAUAGCAGGGAAAAGGGAAGUCCCAGCGCAGUAACAGUUGUGAACACGAAUAAGUUAGCAACUCUACGGAUUCGUUCUGACGUUUGCACUCGCAGAUGGUAACCUAGGUUGCCAAGAUGCCAGAUUAACCUUAGUAUCCAACUGGAAAAUGGUGCUAAUUUUGGUGACUGUCUAAGUGAAGUUAGUACAGGAUCCUCAGCCAGUAUUGCUUCAAUGUCAGAUCCAUGGCAGAAUCGUCCAGCGAAUCCGACGCUUAUCUGCACAGCAGCAGAGGCCGCGAUAUGCAGUCCCGGAACAGACGGGGAGGAGCCGGCGUGGACACGGACAUUUCAGCCAAAAUAGACACUCUGGCGCAUACGUUACAGGAUACCAAUAGAAAUCUACAUAAUGUGGACAGGAUGCUGGGUAAAUACAGGGAACACACAGAUGACCAGGCUGAGGUCAUGGCAACGCUGAGAGAGGACCUGGAGGAGUCGAUCCAGCAGCUGCGCAGCCAGCGUCUGCAGAGGGCCACGGCAGCCCGCAGCACGUCCGCCUCCACCCUGCACACCAGCGACCUGGAUGCCGGCUCCGCUUCUGACGGCCAUCGCUACUUUCCCACCUCUCCCCUGAGGGACUAUGCUGGCCCAGAGACGGCGGGAAGAAGGCGAUCGAGGUCCGCCACCGUGCGAUUCAGGGACGCCGGCAAGAAGGAAGACCACGUGCACAGUCUGCAUCAGUCCCUGCGAGACCUGCGCAGCGACCAGAUCCGCCUAGGGGACGACGUGGACCGAGAGAUCCUCAGACGGAACAGGACAGAGGUGGAAACCAAGCGGACUUUGGAGCGCCUGUCCGAGAGCCUGGUUUCACCCCAGCGUGUGGAACCAUCGGUGUCCUCACGUGUGGAGAGGCGUCUGCAGGAGAUAGAAAAGGAGAUCCGGUCAGAGCGGAGGUGUGAGGAGAAGCUUCCGGGGCAGCACGGGAACAUGUCCAAGGAACUGCAGCAGGCUCUGAGAAGGCGGGAGGAUGCGGCUGGUGAAUUCGAGGAGGCAAUGAAGAGCAAACUUCUGAGAUCCGAGUGUGAGAAAAACAAGGUUGAACAGGAGCUGGAGAGGACCAGGAGACAGUUGGACCAGUCGGAAGGUGGACGGGACACCCUUCUGCAGCAGGUAGAAGACCUGCGUGUGCAGCUGCAGAGGACGGAUAAGGAGCGGAUGGACAUGCAUCAGCAGAUCUCCCCCCUGAAUGCCCAGAGGAGCCGACAGGACCGCGAAGAACAGGAGAGGGAGAGGGGGUCAGUGGAGCGGUUGGAGCUGGAGAGGGAGCUGCAGGAGUUGCGCCUCCAGCUGGGGCGAGGUGCGGUCCUGAACGAGGUGGAGGAGCUGAGGAGAACAGUGGAGCGCAAAGAGAGGGAGAGGGCACAGCUGUGUGUGCAGGUGGAGGCUCUGUCAGCGGACCUGGAUCGGCGGGAGCAGCAGCAGCUGCGGAUGCUGGAGCAGCUGAAGGAGAUCCAGGCGCAGGCGGAGGAGUGCCAGGCUGAGCGGGCACGGGCGGAAGCACAGAGUGCCCAGAGCGACCGGAGGAGGGAGGAGGUGAAGAGCCGCGCCCAGGAGGCCCUGCGCCAGUGGAAGGCCAAGUGCCGAAAGCUGGAGCUGAGCCUGGAGGAGCAGAGCAAGGAAGCGCAGCUCAGCGCUGACAAGACCCGGCAGGCGCUUAAGGAGAGGGACGGCCUGCAGGUGGCGCAGCAGGUGCUCAGCCAGCAGGCAGAGGCCCUGCGCAAGGAGCUGGCGGACGUGCUAGGCCGUCUGGCGCAGCGCGAGGAGGAGGUGCGGCGGCAGGAGCUGGAGCUCUCCGAGGCCAGGUCCCACUGCCGGGGCCUGGAGCAGGAGGCGAGGGAGGUGCGCGAGGCCUCCCGCUCCCUGGAGGAGGAGGCCGGGCGGCAGGGCCUGCUGGAGGCGCGCCUGCGGGAGGAGACCCGUGGCCUGGAGGCCCGGGUGGAGGAGGCGGACCGCGGGAGGGAGCGGGAGCACGCCGCACUCCUGGAGUUGCGGGGGGAGGCACGGGAGCUGGGCGCCCGGCUGGCCCACGAGGAGGAGGCGCGGAAGGAAGCGCAGCGUCGGUUGGAGGAGGCAAGAGAGGAGGCGCAGCGUCGGCUGGAGGAGGUGCGGGAGGAGGCGCAGAGGCGGCUAGAGGAGGCGCAGGAGGAGGCGCGCGACCAGGCCCAGCAGCUGCGGCUGGAGAGGGAGCUGCACCAGAGCGAACUGGCCAGCCUGAAGGGGGCGCUGCAGGACGGGAGGGUCAAGCAGGAGCGCGCCGUGCAGGAGACGCUCAGGCUCUGCCAGCAGGAGAGGAAGGAGCUGCAGGACCACCUGAGGGAGCUGAAGGCGGAAACGGCGGCAGACAAGGACAAGGUGAGGGCGCACCGCCGACAGGUGGAGCAGAUGAAGGCAGAGUGCGACAAACUGACGGAGGAGCUGUCUCACACCGAAGAGGGCCACUCCCAGCUCCACAGGAAGUACCAGCUGCUGAAGCAGGAGCUGGAAGAGAAGGCGAAGCUGGUUGCCAGAGGGGACGACUGCAUUCGGAACGUGGAAAACGCAAUCUCGGAGCUCCGGGCACACAUCAGCCGCUUGGAGGCGGAGCAGGAGUCUGUGCUUUCCUCCAUUGGAGCCGAAAUCGACGCAGCCUGCAAAGAGCUGUCAGGGGAUUCCACUGAGAAGCUCAAAGCCAUCUCCCUCAGUGUGGGGCUUCAUGGUGACCCACAUCGCUGGCUAGCUGAAACCAAGACGAAGCUGCAGUGGUUGUGCGAGGAAGUGAAAGAGCGGGAGGCGCGGGCGAGGAGGCUGAGACGGCACGUCCAGCAGAGUCGAGAGGAGAUGAAAUGCCUGAAAAAGAGCAAAGACGCAGAGCAGCAGGUCCUCCUGGAGCGCAUCGCUCAGCAGGAGGGGCUGCUGGAGAACCUACAUGGUGAAAAGCGAGAUCUUCUGGAGAAAACACACAGGAGGAAUGAGGAAAUGAGGGGCCUACAGGACCGAAUAUCAGAUCUGGAAUUGAGCACCAAGCUAGCUCUGGAUCACUUGGAGUCCGUCCCCGACAAACUGAGUCUGCUAGAAAACUUCAAAGACCUGGAGGAGUCUCAGCGACAGAGGGAGAUGGUGGAGCAGCGAUAUGCCCGUUACAAGGAGAUCGUAGGCGAUUUGCAGCACCAGUUAGAGGAGUCCAAAAGGAGAAUCCAGGACUUCAGGGAUGAGAAGAUGGAGGCGGCGUCCCACAGCAUCCGCCUGGCCGCUCUCUCCUCCUCCAUCCGGGGGCCGAGCAACUUCCUGUCCAGCUCCCGGCUCGAUGACACGCCACACAAACUCUUCGACUCUCCGGAUUUUGACAGGAGUCUGCUUGAAGACCAAAGUUCACCUGUAAAUGGCAUAUAAUGUCUGCCACAACUCAGCGAAACAUAGACCCGUCUCCACUCUACAAAGCCUGUUUACAGCGGUCUACAGCAGCCAGUUAUAUUUAUAACUGUAUAGAAGCAUUAAAAAUGGUCCCUUGCGCAUUCAACACUACGCCAACCGCCCCAAAGCGUUUCUGGUCCAUGAGCUGGGUUACCAUGACAACCUCAAGGCCAAACACUUUUACUGUGGACAAAGAACAAUGGGGUAUUCUCAGCAGUGAGAGGUCAGUCUUGGUAUUACUUAGUAAUGGUUCUUAGAAAAAUUGACUUAAAGUAUGUUUUCCACUAUUUUGUGUCCGUAAACUGGAGGUUCUUGAUUAAAUGUACUGCAGAUGACUGCAAACCUGGCAAAUCUGCUUAAUCUGUGAACCAGAACUCAGAAAUAGAUAAAGGUUCUUAAAUCAUGGAAUUAGAAUGCCUUGCAUAUAGCACAUUUCUGUAGGUUUACACUUUUUUUUUUUUUUUUUAUCUAUUGAACUGUUGAAAUCAAAUAUUUGUACUCUGAUUUAUGCAGAUAUGAAAUAUUUUGCCGAUAUAUGGUGCAUUUCUACUAAACAUGUAAUGACACACGUAUAUUCAGAAUAAAUUAGAUUCUCAGUGUUUCUUUGUAUAACGAAAGCUGGUUGUUCUGAAUGCUGGUGUCAUUUCAUUUCAUUGAUCUGUUUUCAUUUCAGUGCAGACACUGAAUUAAUAUGUUUUAUCUUAUUCUAUAUUAGUACACAUUUAUGCUUUUUAUAUUUUUGACAGUGAUUAUUUGUAUAAAAUCACAAAGACAGCACAAGUUACACAUGUUCAGUGUUUGAGUGAAGAAUAUAAAACACAAUGUGGAAAUUA